AUGCUUGGUAUAGGACAACAAUCUUUGAAACAUACUGAUAUAACUACCAAGCAGUCACCUACUACUGAAUUUCCUAGUAAAAGAAUUAUAACUGAGGAGGUUCAGGAGAAGAAGUUGAAAGGAUUAUGUUUCUACUGUGAUGAAAAGUUUAUAAGGGGACAUAAAUGUGCCAAGAAAUUGGAGUUAAGUGCAUGUGCUUUUUAUGACAUAUCUGUGGAUCAAACCAGUAAGACAAUGAAGGUCAAUGGAUUGACUAGGGAUCAUCCUGUCCUUAUACUUAUUGACUCUGGAAGCACACUCAAUUUUGUGGAUUCCAUAUUGAUUAAGAAAUUGGGAUGGCAGUUUGCUAAGACUAAAGAGUUUGAAGUUUCUAUAGCUGAUGGGGGAAAAGUAAGAGGAAUGGGAUGUUGUGUGGCUUCACCUCUUGGUAUUGGCAAUUAUAAUUGUACAACCAAUCUGUUUGUCCUACCUCCGGAUGGUUAUGAUGUUAUUCUAGGAGUGCAGUGGUUAUCAACAAUUAGUCCUGUAUUGUGGGAUUUCCAACUUUUUACAAUGUAG
Molecule: messenger RNA, 558 nt
Organism: Tripterygium wilfordii
Lineage: Eukaryota; Viridiplantae; Streptophyta; Magnoliopsida; Celastrales; Celastraceae
Exons: 2
Coding region: 1-558 (185 amino acids)
Source: RefSeq, a predicted model, not a curated record